This is a messenger RNA of Sardina pilchardus (European sardine), 1522 nucleotides long. It is a transcript of the gene c10h11orf96, whose product is annotated as chromosome 10 C11orf96 homolog. The coding region runs from base 385 to 756 and encodes 123 amino acids. Lineage: Eukaryota; Metazoa; Chordata; Actinopteri; Clupeiformes; Clupeidae. The transcript has a single exon. The record is from RefSeq and is a predicted model, not a curated record.
GCAGGCAGACGCAAAAACCCAGCGCUCGGAGUCAGCAGCAGCAAAAGCAGCAGCAAAAGCAGCAGCAGCAGCAGCAGCAGCAGCGACCAGGAGGAAAACUCAGACUCACAGAGGGCUCAGCCACUGACGACAACAGCACAGUGUUUUGCCACAGGCACAUGUGCGCAGACCGGCACAGACACAGCGUGCUGCACCAGAGCGAACCAGGAUAUUUUUUCAGACCUCUGCAUUCUCCCGUUUGACGUGAAGCUGUCUACGGACACUCAGCCCCAAAAGGCCGCUACGACAGAGGAGGGAACAGAGAGAGACCUGCAGGCUCUUUGCAAGAAGGAGCUACUGGCGUCGCCGACGAACCCAGCGCACCCCGCGUCCACGCCGCCACACAUGGCCGCCCGUCAGAUGGAGGUGGUGGGCUUCCCCGCGCUGCCCGCCCACCUGCUGGCCUCCACCAUGGAGGAGUUCCCCCAGCAGCUGCCCGUGCCCAAGGGCCCCGCGCGCGGACGCAGCCGGCCCCGCCGGCCCCGCGAGGCGCGCUUCAAGACGCAGCCCGUCACCUUCGCCGAGAUCGCCGAGGUGGAGGAGGAGGGCGUCUCGCCGCUGGAGGAGGAGCGCGCGCGACGCUCCUUCCUGCAGUCCCUGGAGAGCCUGCGGCGGAGCACCCAGACGCUGCACCACGGACCCCCGGCCCGCGCCGCCCACUCCUCCACCCCCACACAGGCCAGCCUGGACUCCAGCGACUCCGACUCGGCACACUGAGAAGAGGCCCUGGACCCGGAGCAGGAGUGAUGAGGAGCAGGACACACAGAUGAACUUUUAGCUCCUCUCCUUGGACUGGACAUUUCUCCUAUGUGCGUAGAUUCUUUGCUGUCACAUGAUAUAUGAAUAUAUAUACAUAUCUAUGAAUAGAACAUAUCUAUAGUCUUGACAUGCAUCUGAUGCAUUCUCAACCAAACUCCUCCAGCAGAGUGACAGUAUUUGGCUGACUGGAUACCACUGCUUGGCAAGAGCUAAUUGUAGCUUGUAAGAUGUGACACAGUCAUAGUACCACUUUAAUUCCUCAUAUAUUCCUUUAUUUUUACUGUGUAAAGCAUUUUGAACUUGAAGCAGGGCUUGAAAGUUGAUCUAAGUAUUUGUUUUUUGAAAACAAUGAAGAAUUUCUGUUUUGUUUUUUUUCACCUUGUGCCUGCUCAUAGAUUCUUAAUCCACACGUCAUAUGUCCUAUUAAUGUGGUAAAGAAGUGUCUGGCUCUUGAACUUUCUCUGCAAAGCUCUGAUCUCUGGUCCCUCUUCUUUGGUAGCAGAGAUGUAAAAUUAACUACAGUAUGUUUCCAGAAAUGAGGUAUAAUGUUUUAAAUGAUUGUGAUAUUUAUUUGACUGAUUUUAGUUCAAUUAGGAAAAAGACACUGUGGACUAGUAAAGUCACUUUUCGUAGAUACAGAAGGAAAAUGCCUUUAUACUUUUUGAUUUUAAUUUUGUUAUCUUUUUACAGUUUCUUAUUACUUCAAUAAAUAUUUCCAACUAUA